CAGCUACGAAACGUGAAUGUGUCCUGUUGGCCCUGGGUCUGUUCGAUUAAUCGUUGAUAUACAAGGCACUGGUCAUCCUUCGCACCUUGUAAUUUUCCAAGGCUGUCACCAAACCAUUUAUUUUCCUUAUGUCCUCGUUGGCUCAUAUUGCUUUAGAACGUGGUGAAAGACGCACAGGGUGAUCUGUUCAGUCCAACAGGACGAUGUUCAACGACCUUUGGCCCCUGUGGAGCUACUGCGUGGUCCUGCUAUUAGGGAUCGCGUGUUACUUUCUGUCCGGUUGGUUCCGGAUUAUUCGCUUCGUCCUGCAACUGUCAGGACCUCCCGCUGUGCCCCUGCUGGGAAAUGCUCCCCUCAUCACUAACCAACAAAGACUCUUAGAACUAGGUAAGACAGCUUACAAGGAAUAUGGCCCGGUGUUUCGUGCGUGGGUUACAGUGAUACCAACUGUUGUCAUACUGGCACCAGAACAUGUACAGGUCAUCUUAAGCAGUUGUAAAUACACAGAAAAGAUCUGUUUCUAUAAACUGCUACACAGCUUUCUUGGACAGGGGCUGGUCACAAGCAGUGGAGAACAGUGGAGACAUCACAGACGUCUGAUACAGCCGAGCUUCCAUCUCAGUAUUUUGGAGGGCUUCAUAGAGACAUUCUAUGACAGUGCCCAACUCCUGGUGGCAAAACUGAGCACUGAAGCAGACCUAAGUUCUAUUAAUAUCACAGCUCCUAUUAAUCAGUGCGUGCUGAACAUUCUACAUGAGGCUGUUUUGGGGAUACCUAUGGCUACCAAGACUACCGAUAUUUUAGAUUCACCAUUUCGACAAGGGAAGGUGGUGGCACCAUAUCGCUUACUUCACCCAUGGCUGUUGCUGGAUUUAAUUUACAGACUGACAGAUGUUGCAAAGCAUGAGUUACAGCAGCAGAAAAAUAUCAAUGACUUCACCAGAAAGAUAUUAAAUGAAAGGUGCAGAGGAAAGCAAGCCCAAGAUCCCCUACCUGGCUGCAUGGGAAAACCAGGCAAGAAGUCAUUUUUGGACCUGAUGAUUCAGGUGACCAAAGAGCAUGAAUCAUUCUCUGAAGAAGAUGCAAUUCAUGAGCUCUGUACAUUCAUGCUGGCGGGUCAGGAUUCAGUGGGGUCUGCCUUGGCAUUUAGCCUGUUUGAACUGGCAAGACACCCACAUGUGCAAGAACUCGCUGUACAAGAGCUAUAUGAUGUGUUUGGAGAUGACCAGCGGGUACCUAGCCUUAGUGACCUCGGACGACUCACAUACUUGGAUCAGUGCAUCAAGGAGACCCUGAGGAUGUACCCCAGUGUGCCUCUGAUAUUUAGGACACUCACACAGGAUGCCAAGCUAGGUACUGCAAGAGUUAAUGGUCAGUCAGCUGAUGAAGAAAUUUUCACAGGCCAGUACACUGUCCCAGCAGGCUGUGGGAUACUGAUCUCCCCGUUCGCCACACAUCAUCUGCCUGGAAUCUACCCAGAACCUGAGAAGUUUGAUCCAGACAGAUUUUUGCCUGACAAGGUAGAGAGCCGGCAUCCAUAUGCAUUUAUCCCCUUCAGCGCAGGGCCCAGAAACUGCAUAGGUUACAGGUUUGCAUUGAUGGAAAUGAAGACUAUCAUCUCUACUAUUCUAAGAAGGUACCGACUGUCCACUGUGGUAGGACAUGAGAACCUGAGGCUGAUGUACCGCAUCACGAUACGUGCUAGUGGUGGCAUCUGGCUGUGCCUCACCCCAAGGGUGCAAUCCUCCUAUCACUAAACUAACAAAGCCAGUGAGUAAGGUCUUGUUAGUCCUGUUGUUAUCUAAUAUGGAAGAGGCUGGUUUUCUGUUGCAUGUACAGUUGGCCUCCCUUUCAGAAUGGUCUGUUUUACAGUGGUCAUAAUUUAUGGUGGUCCUGUUUAUGAAUAUCCACAUUUAUAAUGUGUAUAAUAUCCAUCAAUGGAUAGAUUUGCAGUGCAACUUCCAACAUGAUGGCUGCCGAAUAACUUAGCAUACUCCUAGUUUUGUAUGUUGCUUGGUAUAGAGCUUUUGCUAUUAAGUGUCUUUUUAUUUUCAUAUGUUAAACAGUCUUAAAUGUGUAUUAAAACAUAUUGCUGAGUGAUUUUUCAAAUGUGAAAUGUAAAUAGAAAGUGAGUUUGGAAAUUAAAUGAAAGGCAACUAAA
Zootermopsis nevadensis is the source of this 2161-nucleotide messenger RNA. It is a transcript of the gene Cyp4aa1, whose product is annotated as Probable cytochrome P450 4aa1. The record is from RefSeq and is a predicted model, not a curated record. Gene Ontology annotation, molecular function: heme binding; oxidoreductase activity, acting on paired donors, with incorporation or reduction of molecular oxygen; iron ion binding. Lineage: Eukaryota; Metazoa; Arthropoda; Insecta; Blattodea; Termopsidae.